AGGGGGUUUUUUGAGUUUUGACAUUUGACGUUUGAGAAAUCUAUCUUAUCAUCUGAAAGAAGAGAAAUGGCCGCUUCGGGCAUCGCAGGAGCAGGACUCACCCUCAAUUGCUUUUCUACUUCAACAACCAGAUGUCGUACUCGUACUCGUUUUCGUUCUCGAACAAUGGCCGUUUCCACCGACCAGAAACCACAAACCGACAAACUCAUUCUUCGCAAGUCCGAAGAAGCUUUCGCCGCUGCCAAGGAAUUGAUGCCCGGAGGUGUUAACUCUCCAGUUCGUGCGUUCAAAUCAGUUGGUGGACAACCCAUUAUCAUUGAUUCCGUUAAAGGUUCUCGGAUGUGGGAUAUUGAUGGCAAUCAAUACAUUGACUACGUUGGUUCUUGGGGUCCUGCUAUCAUUGGCCAUGCUGAUGACAAGGUGCUUGCGGCUCUGGCUGAAACAAUGAAGAAAGGCACCAGCUUUGGUGCACCUUGUCUUUUGGAAAACACUCUAGCAGAGAUGGUUAUUUCUGCUGUUCCCAGCAUUGAAAUGGUGAGAUUUGUAAAUUCAGGCACAGAAGCAUGCAUGGGUGCACUCCGUCUGGCGCGAGCUUAUACUGGCAAAGAGAAGAUCAUCAAGUUUGAGGGUUGUUAUCAUGGCCACGCUGAUCCUUUUCUUGUUAAGGCUGGCAGUGGAGUUGCAACCUUAGGACUUCCUGAUUCCCCUGGUGUUCCUAAAGCUGCCACUUUUGAAACCCUAACGGCCCCUUUCAAUGACUUCUCUGCUGUUGAGGAGCUCUUUGAGGCCAAUAAAGGAGAGAUUGCCGUAGUUUUCCUCGAAGCUGUUGUUGGAAAUUCUGGUUUCAUUACUCCUAAACCUGAUUUUCUCAGUUCCUUGCGAAAAAUCACUAAGGAGAACAAUGCCCUUCUUGUGUUUGAUGAAGUUAUGACUGGAUUUCGAUUGUCAUACGGAGGUGCUCAAGAAUAUUUUGGAGUAACUCCUGAUAUAACAACUUUGGGGAAGAUUAUUGGAGGGGGAUUGCCAGUAGGUGCAUAUGGAGGGAGGAGGGAUAUUAUGGAGACGGUGGCUCCGGCUGGACCUAUGUACCAGGCAGGGACAUUGAGUGGUAACCCUUUGGCCAUGACUGCAGGCAUAGAGACUCUGAAGCGUAUUAAGGAGCCAGGAACUUACGAAUACUUGGACAAGAUUACAGGUGAGCUUGUUCAGGGCAUUGUUGAAGCUGGUAAGAGAGCAGGGCAUGCAAUAUGUGGUGGACAUAUAAAUGGGAUGUUUGGGUUUUUCUUCACAGAAGGACCUGUCUACAAUUUUACAGAUGCUAAAAAGAGUGACACUGCCAAGUUUGCUAGGUUCUUUUGGGGUAUGUUAGCAGAAGGUGUCUAUUUGGCACCUUCACAGUUUGAGGCUGGGUUCACCAGCUUGGCACAUACUUCCGACGACAUCAAAAAGACGAUAGCUGCUGCUGAGAAGGUCUUCAGAGAGAUCUGAAUUGUUGUAUUGCUUCUUGAGUUUUUGAAACAUCAAUUUUAUAGUUUUGUAGGUUAAAUUAAGAUCAUUACUGUGUACUAUUAUGGAAGUUUUCAUUAUAACCUGUAUCAUUUUUGCUUCUUGUAUCUAAUUCGGUGUAGUGUUUUAAGCUGCGAUGUAAGUCUCUUAAAUUUGGAAUGUAAGCAUUUGAGUCUGUUGUUUGACUUAUAAUAGUUCUUGUGUCUUUGUGUUAUCUUUUAGCUACACUAAUGUAUUUUAUUUCCACAUUAUUUGUGGGAAGACAUCCAUCUAUAUUUAAUAAAAUGAACUCAGAAGUGUAUUUUGUAUUAA
Molecule: messenger RNA, 1818 nt
Organism: Cicer arietinum (chickpea)
Lineage: Eukaryota; Viridiplantae; Streptophyta; Magnoliopsida; Fabales; Fabaceae
Product: glutamate-1-semialdehyde 2,1-aminomutase, chloroplastic
Biological process (GO): tetrapyrrole biosynthetic process
Cellular component (GO): chloroplast
Molecular function (GO): pyridoxal phosphate binding; glutamate-1-semialdehyde 2,1-aminomutase activity; transaminase activity
Source: RefSeq, a predicted model, not a curated record